AUGAACUUGACCUUCGUCCCGUUGGCGAGCGAGUUCUGGAGAGAAUUGCCUGUUCUCUUCCUAAUCCUCGAGAUCAUCACUUUCGUUGUCGUUGGUAUCAUCAUUUUGAUGACAAUCAAAAUGCUGAGAGACGUCAAUUUGUAUAUUGAGGACGAUAUGAUUCGACGGGAUCUGGUUGUGCUUCUUUCGUCGCCGAUGGUGGUGAGUGUCCUCUCAAUGAUCGGUAAUUGUAUGCCCCGAUCGGCUGAAUUGAUGUACGCCAUCGGACUGACAUAUUUAAUGGCUUGUCUGUACCGGGUUGUCGAUUUAGUGUACAAGUUGUUCGGCGGACGGCAACAGUUCUCACAAUGGUUGAAAAGGAAUGAUCGAGUGAUCGACUUCGCGACAACUCCAUUUUGUUGUUGCUGCAAGUGUUGGCCAAAAGCUGAGCCAACACCAGAGAACCUUCAACGACUUCAAUAUUUCGUCGUUCAAUCGCCCCUUGUUCGAGUCAUUAUCCAAGUGACGAUUAUCGUUUUGAUUCUCGAAAAAGUCCCUGAAGACUCGAUUGCAAAUCAAGUGCUAAACGGACUGGGCGCAGUUUCGGCGAUCACCGGUGUCUACAUAACGCACAUUUUGCUGAAAAUGACACAGGACUACCUCGAGCAGUUCAACAUGGUCGUCUUGUUCAAAUGCGUCAACUUCGGCCAGGUGCUCUUCACACUUUUGCGUUUCAACUUCGACAUCGCUUUCAAGAACUGGAAAAUCGGGUACACGGAUGUGAUGAGCUCGGAAGCGAACGGGAUGUGCAAUCGCGAGGAAGAGAUUCGCGUGGUCACCCCGACAUUCUCGGACUCAACACUGCCCGAAACUCCUCUCCAAAUCCACACCGCUCUC
Messenger RNA from Mesorhabditis belari, 876 nucleotides. The record is from the annotation of a GenBank genome assembly. Lineage: Eukaryota; Metazoa; Nematoda; Chromadorea; Rhabditida; Rhabditidae.